UAUAGGGCUGUGUAUCUUGCGCACAACCAGGCAAGGUUAGAUGGAAGAAACAUGCAGAGCAACAAGCCAGACUGUCACUUACUGAAGGAUGUAAUGUGCACCUGACACCAUGACGGACAGGGAGGAGGACGAGCGGGGCUGCAGAGCUUUUUCGCCCACGUCCGGUUUUCAGCACUUUAAUUCGACUGAACUACAUCAAAACCAAGACAGCAUGGAGGCUGAAGGGGAGAUAACUUUAUGUGAAAUUCAGUUGGCUCAGUUUUUUUUUUAUGUGCAAGGAUCUUUCCCAGUCUGAGUUCAGAAACAUGAUGCUCAGUCCUGACCAUUCUGAGUCUGACCUGCCCUGGGGACAAGUUGACAGAGAGACCCUUCUGGACACUUUCAAUGUGCAGUGUGGAUCCAUGCCAGCCAAACCUGAUGAUGGGGAGGGCAAGGCACGCUCUGUGCACGUGCCUGCCCUCAGCAGGGAGGAGAAGAGGCGGAGGAGGCGCGCGACAGCUAAAUAUCGAUCCGCGCACGCCACCAGGGAACGUGUGCGCGUAGUGGCCUUCAACCUGGCGUUUGCGGAGCUGAGAAAACUGCUCCCAACACUCCCACCAGACAAGAAGUUGUCUAAAAUUGAGAUCCUGCGACUCGCAAUUUGUUACAUCUCCUACCUCAACCACGUGCUGGAUGUUUAGGCUGUGAGGACCAACAGGAGUAUGGACUGAGGCAGGAGGACUGUUUGUAUGACAGCUGAAUGAUUUCUUGAUAUUGAUACCAGAAGAUUUGAGGAAUGCCCUGUAUAUGGUUGGUUAUGCAACACACUGUAGAUUACAGUGUAUCCUAGUUUUGGGAAUAUCACAAUGAUUUUUCAUCAUGGGAAACAGUUGUAGGACUUCAGGCUUAAUGUCAUUAAAAGGAUGAAAAGAAUGCAAAUAUUUUAAAAGCUGCUGUAUAUUAUAUUUCUGUAGCCAAACUACUAAAACAUUGCAAUGAUCGACCUUAAAUUUGCUGCCUUGUCUUUAGUUGUUACUUACUGUUAACACCAAUUUGUAAAUAUAUUUAAUUCAAUUACACAAAAAUUUGUCUACUGGACAUUUGUGUGCUUUAAGUAA
Molecule: messenger RNA, 1097 nt
Organism: Perca flavescens (yellow perch)
Lineage: Eukaryota; Metazoa; Chordata; Actinopteri; Perciformes; Percidae
Product: helix-loop-helix protein 2
Exons: 2
Coding region: 270-680 (136 amino acids)
Biological process (GO): regulation of transcription by RNA polymerase II
Molecular function (GO): RNA polymerase II cis-regulatory region sequence-specific DNA binding; protein dimerization activity; DNA-binding transcription factor activity, RNA polymerase II-specific
Source: RefSeq, a predicted model, not a curated record